Messenger RNA from Plasmodium reichenowi, 5181 nucleotides. RefSeq lists its product as hypothetical. The coding region runs from base 1 to 5181 and encodes 1726 amino acids. The record is from RefSeq and is a predicted model, not a curated record. Lineage: Eukaryota; Apicomplexa; Aconoidasida; Haemosporida; Plasmodiidae. The transcript has a single exon.
AUGCAUUUUUAUAAAAGAAUAAAACAUUAUAGAAAUAUUUUAAUCAAAUGUAAUAUAUCUAAUCAUAAUAUAAUAUAUGGGGGAUAUGAGACGUGUCCCCUUAAAGAGAUAUAUACGAAUUACCACGUCUAUAAAAGUUAUAUACAUACAAAAGAGAAUAUUAUAGAAGUAGAAGCAAAAGGAAAUGUUGAUAUAGAUAAUAUAAAUAAUAAAGAUGAUAUAUUUUAUAAUAAUGAUCACAAAAUUGAUGAUGAUAAAAUAAAAAAGAUACAAUAUCCAAAGAAUUGCACCAUAUAUCAUGAUAUAGAAAAAAACUCUUAUAUUCACAUUGAUGAUUUUGUUAAUAUAAAUGAUGUAAAGAAUAAAAUAGAAAAUUUAAUUUUAUACAGUAAAAAGUUAUAUAAUAAAAAGUAUUGUCAUAAUAAAUUACUUAAUCAUAAACAAAUCACGUUAAAUAAUAUAGUUUUGAAUAUACUAUGUAUAAUAAAUGGAAAAAAUAAUAAUAAUAAUAAUAAUAAUAAUAUUAAAGAUAUUUAUAUAGAUAAAGUCCUCCUUUUGGAUUUUUAUACUCUAUUAAUUAAAAGAAAAUAUUAUAUACAUAAUUUAAGAAAUAAUAUUUAUGACAAUUCUUUUAUGAAUAUUUUUGAUUAUAUUCAUUAUAACAUUAACUUACAUUUAAAAAAUUAUAACUUGAAAAAUACUCAUCAAGUUUUACAUAAUAUAUCCAUAUAUAUACACAAAAAUAAAUGUAAUAAUAUCACACAUGAACUUGUUACCAAUAUAUUCUUCUUUUCAUUUUUUAAAAACUUUAAUAAGUUUUAUUCAAAAAAAGAAGGAAAGGAUAUAAAUGGAAGUCACCGAAAUUUUCCUAAUUAUGUUAAUCAAAAAAAUCACAAUGAUUUAAAUAUAAAAAUAAUAAAUAAUUCUCAUUGUACAAUUUAUCAAACAAAUUAUUAUAAAUAUAAAAGCUUUGAUGAAGAAACUUUUAAAUAUUUAAAUACAUAUGUUGUCUUUUUAUCUAAUCAUCCUUCUUUUAUUAACGAUAAAUUAUUGUAUAACAUUUCCCUCUUAACAAAUAAAAUAUUACAAUUUAAAAUAAACUUUAACCUAGCACUAUCAUUCCUUUCAGCUAGCUUAAAUAUAUUUGACAAACGAGAAAAAAAAAUAAAAGAAGGACACCUUAUUUUGAACAUAUAUAAAAAAAAAACGAAUUAUGAUAUUUUGUAUUCUCUAAUAAAGCAACACAAUGAAAUGUUUAAGAAAAAUAUAGCUCAUAAGGUCGAAGGGGAACAAAAGGUGAUACAACAAGAUAUAGCCAUGGGUGAUACUAUAAGUAUGCAUGUAAGUGGAGCAAAUCAAAAUAUUCACAAUGUAAUUAGAACAAAUGAUAAUAUUCAUAAAAUAAGUGAAACCAAUCAAAAUGUUCACAAUGUAAUUAGAACAAAUGAUAAUAUUCAUAAAAUAAGUGAAACCAAUCAAAAUGUUCACAAUGUAAUUAGAACAAAUGAUAAUAUUCAUAAAAUAAGUGAAACAAAUCAAAAUAUUCACAAUGUUAGUAUACCCAAAUUAGACAUACUGUCGGAAGAGAAGAAAAAAGAUAUGGCACACACAAUCCAUGUUUCAAAUAAUAUACAUAUUAAAAAUAGGUACACUCAUAAUUUUGUUCCUUCCAAAAAUGAUUGUAUAAACUUAUGGAAUUAUUCACAUAUAAUUAAUAUAAUAAAAAUAUUAGACAUGAAUAAAUUAUUAUCCAAAGAUUAUAAUAUAAACACAGAAGAAUGUGUAAAGACGUUUUUAAAAUAUAUGUUUGAUUAUUUAUCAAUAUAUUACGAUGAACUAGUAAUAAUGACACAAAAUGAAUUGAAUAGUUUUGUUUCUAUAUAUGUUAAUUUAUCAAUAUUAUUAGAGCAAUUGAGAAAUUAUGAAGAAAUAGGUUCUCUUAUUAUUUUUUUUUUAAUUAAUUCUUAUAAACGUAUAUAUGUAUAUUAUAAUGGUUUGAAUAUAAAUAUGAUGAUUAAUUUAAUGAAAGGAAUAUAUCAUCAAAUAUAUAUAUAUUCGAAAAUAUUUGAAGAUAAUAAUUUAUUUUUUGAUAAAUUUAAAAAAGAAUUAAUAACAUUAUAUAAUAAUAUAAAAACGGAUCAUAUGAUAUCUUCAAAUUAUAACAAUAUGUAUGAAUUAAUUAAUACAAACAUGAUGUUUUUGUCAUCAAAUAUAUGUAACACCAUUUUUGAUCAUCUAUUUAAAGAAGAUACAUAUAUUCCACUUAAUAAAUUAAUAACUAUUAUUCAUUAUUUAGAUAAGAUAAAUAAAAUAUGCCUUUGUUAUGAUCAUACAAUAAAUAUAUCUUUACAACAAGAUAUAUUAAAAUGUUUGAAAUUUUGUGAGAAAAUAUUUUUAUCAACAAACAAUAAUUUUUAUGAUGAAAACGUAUCGAAUCAUCAUAUAUUAAUAUUAAUUAAUAUAUAUAUAUAUUAUUAUCAAAAGUUUUUACAUUCUCCAUUUUUAUAUAAGUGUCUACAAUACUUAAGUAAAAAGAAUGAUCUAACUUUGUUUAUUAAUGAAACGGAGAUUAUUAUGUACCUGAACAUAUUGAAGAAACUUAAAGAAAGAAAAAUAAAUAAUAUAAAUGAAAAAUUUAAAAAUAUUCCAAAUCAUUUAAAACAAAUAAGACAAAUAAGACAAAUAAGACAAAUAAAACAAAUAAAACAAAUAAAACAAGAUAUAUUAGAAGAUAUAUUAGAAGAUAUGUUAAAAGAUGGAAAUACAAAGAAUACAUACCAAAGGAUUCACAAUUAUCAAGCUAAUAUGACUUACCAAACAAAAAACCAAGUUGUAACACCUUCCUGCUGUUAUCAUAAUACAUCGCAUAUAAUUUUAAAUACUCAUGAAAAUAUAUAUGAAGAAAAAAAAAUAAAUAACGUCCUAUUAAAUGAUGAUUUAUUUGAUGAAAUGUUAGAAAGGUAUAUGAAUAAAAUAAUGGACAACCUUUUUUUUUCUUCUUUUCAAAAAGAAGGAAAGAAAAAAUAUAUACAUUGGAAUUUUUGUUCUUCUUUAAUACAAUAUAAUAAAAUAUUAGAAGAAAAUAAAAAGGACAAAACAAUAGAUAAUGAAAAUGAUAUUAUUAAAAUUGAUAACAACAAAAAUGAAGAAAGAAUAAAUGUAGAUAACAUGUAUACAUCAUCUAAAUGUACUAAAUCCCCUUUUAAUAUUCAUGAUUUUAAAAAAUAUUCUAUAAAUACUUAUUUUUUGGUUUAUUACAAUAUACUUUCAUAUAACAAAAAAAUGAAUAAAGAAGUAAUAGAAAAAAUAUGGCAUAUUUUAGAUAACAUAAUAAAAUAUAAACAAAAUGUUUUAACAGAAGAAAAUUUUUUUUAUAUUAUUUCUGCAUUAUUGAAAGCUCAAAAUUUUGAACAUGAAGUGUAUAAAAUGUACUAUGAAUAUAUGAAAAAAUAUGGAUCUUGUAUUAAUAUAAAAUAUGUAUUUUUUAUUAUGAAAAGAAUUUUUGAAGAUACUCCAUACAUAAAAUAUAAACAAGAUACAUUAUCUAGUAUUGAUAAAGAGAACAUAUGGAAUAAUUCUAUACAAAAAUAUAAUAUACGAUCGAUAUAUUAUUAUAAUAUGAAAUGUAAUAAAUGUGAUAAAUAUAAUAAUUAUGAUAAAUAUAAUAAUUAUGAUAAAUAUAAUAUAUUAAAUGAUAUAAUAAAAUUAUCAGAACAAAUUAUAUUAUCCCAUAUACAUUAUAUUAAAUAUUUUACCUAUUUUAAAGAAGUGUUACAUACUUAUAUGAAAAAAGAUAUAUAUAUAAAAUGUUACUUAUUUUAUUAUCCACAUUUCCAUAAUUUUGUGUUAACAUAUUUUAAUAAAUUUUUAACACAUGAUCAAUUCAAUAAAAAUGUUCUAGUUCUUUUAAUAAAUAAUAUUGCUUCCUUUUAUUAUACACUUCAUAAUAACACGUAUACAUCUUGUAUUAUAAGAAAAAAGGACACACAAAGGGAAUAUGAAAAAAUGAUUAAAGAGAAAAAGAAAAUAAAAGAGUACAAUAACCAACAAAAUAACGAAAAAUUAAUAAAUGAUUAUGAAGAUAUAAUAAAUAUAUUAGAUGAAGAAAAUUUUAAAAUAGAUCAUAAAGAUAUAAAAGUUGUAAAAAAAUAUAAAAAUAGUUAUUAUUCAAAAAUAUUUUCAUUAUACUCCAUAGACCAAUUACAUUUAAAUAUCAAACUAAACAAAGAAGAUAUGCUUACAAAAGAUAAAACAAAUCAAGGUAAUAUAGAUUUUAAUAUGUUCUUAACCUGUACUUCAAAAGAUAUAACAUCAUAUAAUUAUUAUAUUGAUACUUAUAUAAAAAUGGAGUUAUUAAAAAUAUUAAAUAUUUUGCUUCCAACUUUAUAUAUAAAAGAAAUAAAAAACAAAAGUCUUCAUGAAAUAAAAUUAUCAAGUAUGAACAUUAUAGAUAUAUUUGUGUCAUUAAAAAAUGUAAAAAUAAGAAAUGAAAACAUUAUGUAUAAAUUAUGUAAAAAAUAUAUUAUGGAUAUUUUUUUUCAUAAUAAUAAAGUAAAAUUAGAAUAUCAAAUAAAGUUUCUUAAUUCUCUUACUUUUCUGGAUUAUAUAAAAGAAGCUGAUUUAUUUUUUAAAACUUUUUUUUUAAAAAAAAAUAAAAUAAAUAAAAUACAGAAAGAAGAAAAAAAAACACAAAAUAAUUAUAACCUUUUAUAUACUCAUUUUUUAAAAAUACCAAUACAAAAUUGUAUAUAUAUACCAAAUAUAUCAUCAUAUAUAUUAAAUUUUAUAUCUAUAUAUGAAUAUUUUGAAAAAAAAGAUCAAUAUAUAAUAUAUAAAAAAGUAUUAUAUUUCCUAGAAGAAUAUCUACAAUUACAUAAUCAAAUAAAUUCAAUGAAUUCACUUGAUAAACGUAAUAUUAUUCUUAUAAUCAUAUUAUUAUAUAUUUCAUCAUCACCUCUUAAUUUAUUAUCCAUACCAUUACAAACAUUACGUAUAUUCUAUUAUUAUAUAAUACACUCCAAUUCUUUUUCUAAGCACAACAUAACAAAUUCGUCUUCCACACAUGGUGAUAUUUCUAAAUUUGUUGUAUCCUGUGUAAGGAAACAUUCUCCCUAUGUUCAUAUAUGCAAUGAAAUAAAUGUACAUUGUUUUGACGUUGACAUAUUAUUAUAUGGGAAAUAA